This is a messenger RNA of Colius striatus (speckled mousebird), 687 nucleotides long. RefSeq names its product myogenin (gene MYOG). NCBI's taxonomy places the organism in Eukaryota, Metazoa, Chordata, Aves, Coliiformes, Coliidae. The coding region runs from base 1 to 687 and encodes 228 amino acids. The transcript is spliced from 3 exons. The record is from RefSeq and is a predicted model, not a curated record. Gene Ontology annotation, molecular function: protein dimerization activity; RNA polymerase II cis-regulatory region sequence-specific DNA binding; DNA-binding transcription factor activity, RNA polymerase II-specific. Gene Ontology annotation, biological process: positive regulation of transcription by RNA polymerase II; muscle organ development; positive regulation of myoblast differentiation.
AUGGAGCUCUUCGAGACCAACCCUUAUUUCUUCCCGGAGCAGAGGUUUUACGAUGGGGAGGGUUUGCUGGGGUCCCGUCUGCAGGGUUACGAGGCGGCGGCGGCGUUCCCCGAGCGGCACGAGGCCGGCCUGUGCCCCGAGGCCAGGGUGGCUUUGGAGGACAAGGACUCAGCCCUGCCCGAGCAUUGCCCCGGCCAGUGCCUGCCCUGGGCCUGCAAGGUCUGCAAGAGGAAGACGGUGUCGCUGGACCGGCGGCGGGCGGCCACGCUGCGCGAGAAGCGGCGCCUGAAGAAGGUGAACGAGGCCUUCGAGGCCCUGAAACGCAGCACCCUGCUGAACCCCAACCAGAGGCUGCCCAAGGUGGAGAUCCUGCGCAGCGCCAUCCAGUACAUCGAGCGGCUGCAGAGCCUCCUCAGCUCCCUCAACCAGCAGGAGCGGGAGCAGCGGGACCUGCGCUUCCACCCCGCCGCUCCCCAGCCCGGGGGAACCAGCGAGUGUGGGUCUGGCAGCUCAUCCUGCAGCCCUGAGUGGAGCAACCAACUGGAGUUUGGCACCAACCCUGCAGAUCAGCUCCUGGCUGAGGACGUGGCAGAGGAGCAGAACCUGCACUCUCUCUCCUCCAUCGUGGAGAGCAUCGCCGUGCAGGACGUGGCCGCGACGUUCCAGGACGAGCAGGUUCAAAACUGA